AUGAAAAUAUUCAUCCACAAUGUAAACACAUACACAGGGAGCUGCCUGUGUGAAACAUUGAAUCAGGUAAAAAAUGAAAGCAUAGAAAUUUACGGGACGGUGGUAGAGGAAAGUAAAACAAAGAAUAAACUCAAAUACAAGUAUGAAAAUGUACAAAGAAUUGUGUCUAAAACACCGAAAGAUAAUAUUGUUAAACAUAUACUAAGAUGCGAUUUAGUCAUCUUCGAUUUGCACAACACAGAUAUUGAGGAAAUUGAAUAUGUGAUAAGAAAAAUAAAAUAUGAGAAGUUGAAGAGAGAUAUUACAUUUGUUCUUAUCUCUUCAGUCAUGACAUGGAAUAAGACAAAACGGAAAUUCGUGAAACAGAAGGAGGUUAUUCAUAAUGGUACAAUAUCUGCAUUGUCUAACGGUUUCAUAGAUACAGAUAAAGGUACAAAAGAAAAUGGAGGAGAGAUAAAUACAACACAACAAUCUUCUAAUUUUAACAUGAAUAAGAAUCAUAAUGUUUCUGAUCCAGAUAGAAGUAAAAUAAAAGAACAUUUUGUCAAUAAGGAGAAGAUCCAAACGGAAGGAUCAUCUAUGAAUGUUCGAGACGAACAGAGGAAGGAAGAAAAAAAAAUGAAAUAUAUUCAAAUGCCAGAAAUUUUUACAGAAAAAGAUUAUAUGAAAAGAAUCCCCUCUACUCAAUAUGAAGAAUACAAAAGUGUCGAAACAUUAGUAUUAUCUCUGAAUUCAAAAAAAAAAUUAAAUGCAUAUGUAGUUGCGUCGGGAAUUCUUUAUGGGAAUGGUGAAAAUGUCUUCUUCCCAAUUUUCAGAAAUGCAUGGUUAAGCUUAGAUAAUCAUAUAAUUGACAAAGGAAAUAACUUCAUUCCAAUUAUACAUGUUAGAGGUUUAUGUCAAUUUGUGAAAGAAAUCUAUAUAAAACAACCUCUCAACAAGUAUAUCAUAGCUGUAGAUAGGGAACACAUAACACAAAAGACACUUAUUAAAACUGUUAGCACAUUCAUGUCAGGAAAUUCAACUCUUUUGAGUGUUUCAGCACAUGAUUCUAUAUAUUUUAAUCACGCAGAGGUAUUAUGUGUCAAUUUACGUUUUUCUUGCUCGGAGUUGGGUGGCAGCAAAGCAGAGGAAGAUGAAGCAGAAGUAGAUGAAGCAGAAGUAGAUGGAGAAGAGGAAGACAGAGCAGAGGAAGACGAAGCAGAAGUAGACGAAGCAGAUGAGGACGAAGCAGAUGAGGACGAAGCAGAUGAGGAAGAAGCAGAUGAGGACGAAGCAGAUGAGGACGAAGCAGAUGAGGACAAAGCAGAGGAAGAUGAAGCAGAGGAAGAUGAAGCAGAGGAAGACGGAGUAGAGGAGGACGAUGAUGCAUCAAACAAAUCGGACACGUCUGAUAGAGAGAAAGUGCGAAGCAACAGGGCCAACAACAAAAAAAAAUCUACAAGGAAAAGCACCAAAGGGGAGAGAAAAGGAAAAAAGGAGUUUUUCAAAUUCCAUUGCUGUGAUGGGUUCACGAAAAAUAUUUCCAUUUUGGCCAAAGAAUUCUGCAAAUACAGAAAUUUGAAACAGCUGAAGAUUCUAAUAUUAGGACAACCAGGGGUGGGAAAAACAUUCAUAGCAAAAAAAAUAUGUGAAUACUACAAUUUGAAUAUGUGCUCCAUCAGUUCUCUAAUAGAGGAAUGCAAAAGGAACAAUUACGAUUUUCCGCAGUAUUACAAGCAAUAUUUAAAAGACUUAAGCGAUGAAAAGCAAAAAAACAAAAACAAGGACAAAAACAAGGACAUAAACAAGGACAAAAACAAGGACAUAAACAAGGACAAAAACAAGGACAUAAACAAGGACAAAAACAAGAAUAAAAAAAACACAAAUGAGAUCAACAAUAAGUUGGCUCUUCCAGACCUUGCAUCCAUUUUUUAUGAAAAAUUAAAAAGCAACGAAUGCAAAUUUAGAGGGUUCGUGCUGGAUUUCUUCCCCAGAAAUUAUGAUGAAGCGGAAUUUUUCUUCGAUCAGUGUGGAACCAACCAGGGAGUGUUUCUAGAUGAUGGAAAAGUUAAUGCAAAACGGUUAGAGGACGAUCCCUCAAGUGGUGCUGACGCGAACCAGAUGGGAAAGCAGCUUCAUAUGGAUACCUCAGAAGAGGAAGGAGAAGAAGACAAUGGCGAGGGAGAAGAAGACAAUGACGAGGGUGAGGAAGAUGAUGACAAGGGAGAGGAAGACGAUGAGAAGAUAGAGGAAGACGAUGAGAAGAGAGAGGAAGAUGACGACGAAGAAGAAGAAAAAAAUAAGCAACCCGAAACGUCUAGUGAUAGCCCCGACUCCGAUAUCACCAAAAGAGGAAGGAAAAAAACGAAGAAGGAAAGAAAUGCAACUGGAUCAACAAAAAUUGGGGGUAAACAGGAAAAAAGAGAGAAAGGGAAUAAUAAUUUAAUUUUUUUUCCCGAAUUUGUCAUUGUUUUAAAAUCGUCAGUAGAGCUAUGCAGAAGCAGGAUGAUGAACCUACCAGAUGAAGAAGUCAUCAAGGGACACAACGACGAAAGUGGUUUCGAAAGGAGAAACAAAAAAUACAUGAAAGAAAAUUGCAGAAAUGAUUGUCUCGAAUUUGACCAGAAAAAAUCGAUAGAAGAUUAUUUUUUAGAAAGAAAUGUAGAAGUAUUCAGUGUUCAUAUACAUGAGAACUCUGUCCUAGAGGACAUUUUGACAAAUAUUUAUAUUUACAUUGAAAAAAAUAUAAAAUUUUAUAACUUCCUUCCAUCCUUUGAAGAAAAAAUAAAAGAGAAAUUGCACAUGCAACAGAAGGAACUUACAAAUGAAAAAGAAAAAAUUAAAAAUACAGAAAACAAGCUCAUUGCAGAAGAAAUCAGCGAAAAUGAUGAAUUAAUAAGAGCCCAAAAAAAAAGACAAGAACUUCUACUCAAACAUCAGCAGCAAUAUUUUCAAAACCAAUCUAUCCCUUUGAGAUUCUACUUAAUUAAAAAUAUCCUCCCUAUCUUAACGGAUGCACUAAUACACAUAUGUCGUACAAAGCCAAAAAAUCCUUGUUUACACAUAGCACAAUAUUUGUUAGAAAACGCACACAAGUAUAAUGUUGACGAGGUUGGUUUGGAUAUGCUCGUCUCAGACAAAAACCAAAUGGAGACACAGCACGAGGACAGCGGAAGUAUGACAGCACCAUGGCAGGGGCAGAGCAGGGAGUAG
Molecule: messenger RNA, 3192 nt
Organism: Plasmodium gonderi
Lineage: Eukaryota; Apicomplexa; Aconoidasida; Haemosporida; Plasmodiidae
Exons: 1
Coding region: 1-3192 (1063 amino acids)
Source: RefSeq, a predicted model, not a curated record